Musa acuminata subsp. malaccensis (wild Malaysian banana) is the source of this 1939-nucleotide messenger RNA. RefSeq names its product mannan endo-1,4-beta-mannosidase 2. The record is from RefSeq and is a predicted model, not a curated record. NCBI's taxonomy places the organism in Eukaryota, Viridiplantae, Streptophyta, Magnoliopsida, Zingiberales, Musaceae. Gene Ontology annotation, molecular function: mannan endo-1,4-beta-mannosidase activity.
CACCUGACCAUAGGAAAUUUAACCUCAUCGGUUUUCCAGCAUACCGAGUUGAAACCAGCAGGCCUCCUACUCCAUCUUCUUCUCCUCCUCCUCCUCCUGCCUUCCUUUCUGUCUCGCCCCUUCCUUGUUAAUGACCGCUUUUUGUUGGCCGACCUUCAGGCCCCUCUAAAUUAGAGCUUCCUCUAUCACCGCUGCCCGUUUACUUCAGGUUUUCUUUUGAUUUCUUCGUUAUGCAUCCCGGUGGUGAUCCUUGAGAUAUGUGUUCGGGUGAACGUUGAUCGAGAGCAUCUCAGGGGGGUAGGCUUGGUGUCAUGGUAUCGGUUCUUCUUGGGCAGAUAAAUAUCUUAUCUGGGUGCUUCGAAUUGCCCGCUUGAGGGAUCACAUGAACUUCGUGUGGGGCAGGAAGGGCAGCUGGAGUAAGCCUCCUCCUGGAUCCAGCAAGAGAACGAAACCAAGGAAUGGGAAGCUCUGUCCGGCUCUUGGUUUUGUCUGCUGUAUGGUAUUCAUGUACAUGGCAUUUGGGGCCGUUAAGUUGCGCACCCAAGAACCUAGAUCGAGCUUCGUCAAGAGGAAUGGCACCCAUUUCAUGGUGGAUGGGAGAGUGUUCUACGUGAAUGGGUGGAACUCCUACUGGCUGAUGGAUCAAGCUGCGGAGGCGUCCAGCAGAUCGAGGGUCACCGAGAUCUUUCAAACAGGGGCAAGAAUGGGGCUCACCGUCUGCAGAACUUGGGCCUUCAAUGACGGUGCCGACCAUGCCCUGCAGGUUUCCCUCGGCAUCUUCGAUGAACGGGUCUUCGAGGCAUUGGAUUGGGUCAUUGUGGAAGCACAAAAGCAUGGGAUCAGGUUACUUCUUAGCUUGGUGAAUAAUCUGCAGCUCUAUGGUGGGAAGACACAGUAUGUUAAGUGGGCACGGGAAGAAGGAUUCGGUUCGAGUUCCACAAAUGACUCCUUCUUCUUCGAUCCUUCCAUUCGUAGUUACUUCAAGAUUUAUCUGAAGACGAUAUUGACGAGGAAGAACCACUUGACUGGAACCGAGUAUCGAGAUGAUCCAACGAUCUUCGCUUGGGAGUUGAUGAACGAGCCGCAAUGUACGUCGGAUGCAUCAGGUGACACUCUCCAGGAAUGGAUUGAGGAAAUGGCGGAGUACGUGAAAAGAAUCGACAAGAAACACCUGUUAACUGUUGGACUCGAGGGAUUCUACGGAGCACCAAGUCCUCCGGAGAAGACAAAAGUCAACCCCGGAAAGUCGUAUGGUGAGCUGGGAUCAGAUUUCCUGCGCAACUCGAAAACUCCCGACAUCGAUUUCGCAUCUGCUCAUAUCAACCCUGAUAACUGGUUGAUGGACGCAAAUUUGACUGAGAAAACAGACUACGUUUCCAAAUGGGUGACAUCUCACAUUGAAGAUGGCGAGAAAGAGCUCAACAAGCCAGUCUUGUUCACAGAGUUCGGCCUCUCCGACAAGAACAAGAACUUUGACCACUCACAUCGAGCGACAUUCUACAAAUCCAUCUACGACACCAUCUACGAGUCUGCGCUGAGGAAUGGAGCUGGAGCAGGCACCUUCAUCUGGCACUUCUUGGUGGGAGGAAUGGAGAAGUACACCGACGAUUUUGGGAUCAUCCCAGGGGAAACACCUUCCAUCGAUAGGCUGAUAAAAGAGCAAUCUUGCCGCCUGAUAACACUGCAGCAUGGGAAGGAUUUGCCAGAGAGAAGCUCUACAGUUUGCUAAGGACUUGGUAAGAUGUCUUCCCCUUCCUCUUCCUUCAACAAAAUCCUUCUCGUUGGAGGACUGAUGUUUGAGUUACAUAGUGUCCAGAAACCGGUGCAGAUACGGAUUUCUCCAUUAUUCUUGUUUCCUCAUCCUCACACAUUUCUUGGGCAUGUCUAGCUAUUUUGCUGAACAUAGAACUGCAUACUUGAAUGGGGUUGGCGCAAACUA